Molecule: messenger RNA, 2364 nt
Organism: Aspergillus glaucus CBS 516.65
Lineage: Eukaryota; Fungi; Ascomycota; Eurotiomycetes; Eurotiales; Aspergillaceae
Product: NCA2 family protein
Exons: 4
Coding region: 96-2120 (674 amino acids)
Cellular component (GO): mitochondrial outer membrane
Source: RefSeq, a predicted model, not a curated record
GAGUGCAUCAAACAUGAAGAGAGUUUUCUGAGCAAGUCUUCGUUGUUCCCAAAUGACGACACAUUAAUGCCCAAUUAAUAUACUAGUCACUUAUUAUGAACCUUCAAAAACCUCAAAAAGAAAAAGAAAAAGGCAGAGAAAAUCUCAGAUAUACCGUCCCUUCAGCAUCGGGGAUGAUCAUUGUCAAAGAAAAUACUUGUCGACUGGACACCCAGCUUGACAGGUUCCAGCAGCAAGUCAUCGACAAGAUACGCAACGAUGUAUCGAUACUGGACUCCAUAGGAACUGCUGACCGAUAUCAAUCUCGGCCACAGCAAUUAGUCGCUUUACAAAGUGCUGUCCAAUCACUUUCCAUAACGUCUACGACUCACAAUUUGCUAAAACCCGACAAACUUGUGAAUCUUAUCUCUGAUGUCUCUCGCAGGCUUCCCAAACAGCAUGAAGGCCCGCUUGAUGAAUAUACCACACACGAAUCGGAUCUUUUUUGGCUAGUGACUGCGAAGGCUGCCGUACAAACUUUGGGAUUACUGCUGAACAGCCUUGUGGAGCAAACGCAUGUUUUUAGCGACGAGAUUUUUUACUGGGAUGAUAUCUUGGCUUCUUCCUGGUCCACUUGGUUACAUUUUGCGCAGACAUCUCCUCUGCGGAUAUGGGACGGUGCAAGACAUUUGUAUUCCCAUGCAGCGAACAGAGUAACCCAAGACCGACAGUCUCCUUCGAUGUCGGUUAGAUGGGCACACUUCUAUGACUUGCUUAGACGGUCUGUCCGUGUACAUCCUACGUACUCCAUGCGAAGCAGAAUCUCAUCACACCUUGCGAUGUGCAAGUCGGACGUCCGACGGAAACAAAAAUCCUUGAGAGCGAUGAGAGAUUUACAUGCCAGCAGCAUCGGGCUCCUCAUGGAAGAAUGUUUGUCAUUCAACGUUGGAAACGGCCACAAAUUUUCUGGAAACCAGUGGCGGGACACGUUACUUAGAAGCGUCAUCCUAAUGGAGACCAUUCUAUGUAAUACAACGGAUGACAUUGGUAUCGCCGAUUUUGAGCACAAAGUGUUUACAAUGACAAAUGCGGAAGAACACUUCGUUGUGGGUCAGCUUAACGAAAGUCUGGUCUCUGAAUACCCCGGAAUACUCAUUGAUCGGCUUGUCAAUAUCCUCCAAGACCUUCUACCUACAUAUCAAUUAUCUUCAAAGGCAGUUGCUCGGAAAUAUGGCCAUCCGUCACGCCUUGUACGCUAUUGGUUGCCAUUCUCUUUAUUGCUCUUUUCAGCAAGUACUUCUCUGAAAAUCCUAGCGGACAAGCGCACCGAGAUCAUCCAGUGGAUUCUGGAAAUUGGAUCAACGGCAGUCGAUUUCUGGAGUAACUGGGUGAUUGAACCAAUCCAACGGCUCAUCGGGACAAUCAGACAUGACAGGGCAAGCGAGAUUGCAAUAAUGAGCAAAAACAGCUUGGAGGCAGACCGGGCGAGUUUGGAGAGGAUGGUGGUUGAUUUCGUUCAGGACCAUACGUUGACCCAAGGAGAUCCUGCAGCAACAGAUACACUUACUAUAACGAACAGCGUCAGAGAAGGUGAUUUGACACCGGUAUUGAAAGCAUACGAAAGAGAUUUGCGAAGUCCUUUCGUUGGGACUGUACGAGGCGAUUUGAUUCGCACUCUUCUGAUCCAAAUUCAAAAGACCAAGGUUGAUGUGGAGAUAGCAAUGAGCGGCAUCGAUUCUCUUCUCAAGAGCCAGGAACUUGUUUUUGGCUUCGUUGGCAUCACCCCAGGAAUACUGGUUUCAUAUUCUGUUUUUCAAUGGGCCUGCGGCCUUUUUGGUAGCAGAAAAGGCCUGCGAAGGAACGAGGAGCAUCAUCAGUUGAGACAUGCUUUACGGAACGUUGACCGGACUCUGGCAGCAUCGUCACUUACCACAAAUGGCAUCCUCAAUUUCAAAGACCAUGGGCUCUUGAUAUGCGACGCAGAAUAUCUGCUGCAAAGGGCAAGGGCUGUCCUAAAAGGAGCCGACCUUCGGAAAUUCAAUGAGGAUGUCAGCGACCUAAUCGACAUCCAACGUGGUGCUGACAGACAACUGCAAGUCGUUAGGCGGAUAGGAUACACGUACUCUAGGUGGUUCCAGUAAUGGCUGUUGAUGAAUCCUUCCCUUCCCCCCUGUUCCCUGUCGGCGGCUCCCUUCAAUUUACGUUGCCCCAGGGUAGAAUGAUUAGCCAUGCUAUCUAUGUCUCAUGAUAUUUCUUGAGUAUCUCCAAUCUUGUUUUGUCGCCCGAGUACUUGUCAUCUGGUGCAGAAUGAAUCAGUACGGAGCUGGUUAUUAUAAAACUUGGUGCAAGUAAGAUAAUCAAGUAUUUUUAUACUUCAUCCAUGCA